AUGAGAUUUUCAACAGCAGUACUUACUGCUAUUGCUUUCACUUUGGUUGCAUCUGCUCCACUUGAUUCCGCCGCUGUUGCUGCCACCACUACACUUGCGCUUCCAGCCACAGUUGCUGAACUGACUGAUAAACCAAUUGCUCAAGCUGUGGAUGUUGAACAACCAGAAGAAAAUGAAGAAAGAGGAAAAGAAGACUUGACUGAAAAACCAACUCAAGAAGAGAUUGAGGUUUAUUUGGAAACCGAGGAAGAAGAGGAGGGGGGGCACGAGAAGAGAGAAGCCGAAGCCAAACCACACUGGACAAAGUACCAGAAGUACCAACCAUUGAAAAGAGAGGCAGAAGCAGAAGCAGAAGCCGAAGCUAAACCACACUGGACAAAGUACCAAAAGUACCAACCAUUGAAAAGAGAGGCAGAAGCAGAUGCCGAAGCAGAGGCGGAAGCUAAACCACAUUGGACAAAAUAUCAAAAGUACCAACCAUUGAAAAGAGAGGCAGAUGCCGAAGCAGAAGCCGAAGCUAAACCACACUGGACAAAGUACCAGAAGUACCAACCAUUGAAAAGAGAGGCAGAAGCAGAAGCAGAAGCCGAAGCUAAACCACACUGGACAAAGUACCAAAAGUACCAACCACUUUAA
Molecule: messenger RNA, 636 nt
Organism: Lodderomyces oxycetoniae
Lineage: Eukaryota; Fungi; Ascomycota; Pichiomycetes; Serinales; Debaryomycetaceae
Gene: MFALPHA
Product: mating pheromone alpha
Exons: 1
Coding region: 1-636 (211 amino acids)
Source: RefSeq, a predicted model, not a curated record